CGUGAAUAUAGUUAGCAAUUAAUCUAUUCUGUGAUACUAUCGCAAUGAUAUUAAACAUAAAAGUAAUUCAUUUUGUGCUACUUUUAGUGGUCAUCGGGUGUGUGAGUGGCAAUCAUAAGCCAUCGCCGCACAAGUUUGACUGUCCACCUAAAAAGGUGCCAGGUGGUAUGAAAGAGGUGAUGACAUGCGCUGCCAAAUUUAAGUUUAUGUUGGACCAGGUCUGCAAACCCAAAUACGGACUCCCAAAUGAUUUAGUUAUGAAUUUAGCAAAACAUGUCUUCUUUCACGCCAUCAAAUGUAUUGAUGAGGACUACGAGCAUUUCCUGAUUGACGGUGCAAUUGACUGUUUUGUUGGCGACGGAUCACCCGGAGCUGAAAUGAUGUGUAAUAUCAAGACGUCUAUGUGUAACGCGGCUUUGCAGACAAAAGUGGUUGGAUGUGCUAUGAAGGAGGCAAAGAUGCAUACCAUAGAUAUGGCUAAACUCAUGUCUAUGAUCGGGCACAUCGGCAAACUUUGCAAUAUAUUAGCCGUAAGUCCUAUCCAGAUGGUUGUCAUAGGGAAGCCCGAGCGGUAUGUCCUUUAA
This is a messenger RNA of Oppiella nova, 584 nucleotides long. NCBI's taxonomy places the organism in Eukaryota, Metazoa, Arthropoda, Arachnida, Sarcoptiformes, Oppiidae. The record is from the annotation of a GenBank genome assembly.